Eruca vesicaria subsp. sativa (arugula) is the source of this 906-nucleotide messenger RNA. The record is from the annotation of a GenBank genome assembly. Lineage: Eukaryota; Viridiplantae; Streptophyta; Magnoliopsida; Brassicales; Brassicaceae.
GAAGAGACGAUGGCUGUAGAAAACACUCUCAAACCUAAUGCUGCUACGGAAGAAGCGAAACCCAAUUCCGUAGAGCACCCCAUUGAUCGAUACAAUGAGGAAGGAGACGAUGGUGAGGAAGGAGAGAUCGUAGACGAACCGGGGAGCAAAUCCGCGGUUCCUGAAUCGCAUCCGUUGGAGCAUUCAUGGACUUUCUGGUUCGAUAACCCUUCUGUUAAAUCAAAGCAGACGACUUGGGGAAGCUCCUUACGAUCCGUCUUCACUUUCUCCAACGUCGAGGAGUUUUGGAGUUUGUACAAUAACAUGAGGCAUCCGAGCAAGCUAGCCAACGGAGCUGACUUUUACUGUUUCAAACACAAUAUUGAACCUAAGUGGGAGGAUCCUAUUUGUGCAAAUGGGGGCAAAUGGACUAUGAACUUCUCUAGGGAGAAGGCUGAUAAGUCCUGGCUUUACACCUUGCUUGCAUUGAUUGGAGAACAGUUUGACCAUGGAGAUGAAAUCUGUGGAGCUGUUGUCAACGUUAGAGGAAAGCAAGAAAGGAUAUCCAUUUGGACUAGAAACGCUUCCAACGAAGCUGCUCAGGUGAGCAUUGGGAGACAAUGGAAGGAGUUUCUUGAUUACAACAGCAGCAUUGGUUUCAUCAUCCAUGAGGAUGCUAAGAAGCUGGACAGGAGCGCAAAGAGCGCUUACACUGCCUGAAACCUAACAACCUCUCAAAUCUUACAUUGUCUCUGUUACAGUUUUGUAUGUGAGAGAAGAGAGAUCUUUCUUUAUAUCAUUAGAACAUGACCAGUGACACAGUCUUUGUUCUCAAGUGGUGAUUGUUCACACCUCUCCACACUAUUUCGUUUACUAUUAGUAUAUUAAUUAUUUACUCUGUUACCGUGACAAAAAUAAAAAUAAAAU